This is a messenger RNA of Ramularia collo-cygni, 2655 nucleotides long. RefSeq lists its product as uncharacterized. Gene Ontology annotation, cellular component: chromatin; nucleus. The coding region runs from base 1 to 2655 and encodes 884 amino acids. The record is from RefSeq and is a predicted model, not a curated record. The transcript is spliced from 2 exons. NCBI's taxonomy places the organism in Eukaryota, Fungi, Ascomycota, Dothideomycetes, Mycosphaerellales, Mycosphaerellaceae. Gene Ontology annotation, biological process: regulation of DNA-templated transcription; chromatin remodeling.
AUGGCUUCCGAAGUCGCGCAGACAGACCCGGCGCAUACUUCACUGCAAAGUGAAGCUCCCGUCACCAAUGGCGACCACGAACAAGCCAUGGCAAGCGACGGUGUUCAAAAUGUUGAUGCGUUUGAGGAGAAUGCGACUUUACCAAAAGUCGACAUGCCACUCGACCCUGCCGUGGCGGGUGAGUCGCAGUCGCAGUCGCAGCACGUGUCAAAACCUGUUGAGGAUGUUGCGCCAGGUAUAGCUGCCGUCUCAGAUUUCAUUCCCAAAGAAGCGCCAACCUCACAUCCCACUCCCCCUCCAGACGAGCCUCUUGGAUCCUCCGAGGCCAAUGUUGAUGUCGAAAUGACAGAGUCUGAUGCCUUGCCAAAAGAGGAUGCGCAGCUUGAAACGAAAUUGUCGACAGCACCUUCACUAACAGCAGAGUCUGCGCCUGCGCCUGCGCCUGCAGCCUCAUUAUCGGAACCCAGCUUGGUGCGGCAGCGGGAGGACGACGGAGAGGAGGACGAGCCGGCUGCGAAGCGUAGCAAGGUUGGAGGUGACCUUGCGCAAGAGGAAAUGUCUGCCGAGAUGUCUGCAGUCGCCCUGACGAACGGGUCUCAGGCUGAAUCAGCGCAGCAGCCAGCUGAUGCGCCUGCCGCAGACGCGCCUGCCAAAGACGCUCAAGAUCUUUCCGCGCCGGAGGUAAAGCCAGAUGCGGUGGCGUCAGUCGAGCAACCAACAGAAGCGUCGAGUGGACUUCCAGACGCUGCUGAAACAUUGACCACACAAACUGGCGAACCCACCACAGCUGCACCAACGAUCGAAUCCAAGGCGACUACAACUCCAGCCCAGCCUGCUCCAGCUGAUUCAAAACCGCCCGCUGGAGGAGUAACAAUGCCAGCACAACCCACAGCUGCCCCACCUAUCAAUCCGACUGCUGCUGCUCCAUCAGCUGCUCCAUCAGCUGCAUCAAAUGUAUCCGCAGCCCCAACCUACAGCAAAUCACCCAUGACGCAACAUCAGAAAAACUUCCUCCAAGACAAGAUGAAGAAUCUGAAGAAGACCAAGAACUCUGCUGCGUUUCUAAAUCCCGUCGAUCAUGUAGCUCUCGGCAUUCCUUCCUACCCGGACAUCAUCAAGAACCCCAUGGACCUCAACACCAUGGAGCAGAAGCUCAAGUCCGGCAAAUAUCACACAGUGCAGGAGUUUGCCGAUGACUUCAAUCUCAUCAUCUACAACACCCAAACCUUCAACGGCCCUCAUCACGCAGUGACCCAAGCUGGUGCGGCAAUGGAAGCAUAUUUUAGGAAAAUGAUGGAAUCCGUGCCCAGUGCCAGCGUGGCGCCUCCGCAGAGAACGCAGGCUCCAAAGAAGGCAUCUCCAAAGCCUGCAGCACCCCCGCGCAGAGAAGCACGAGCUCCGGCACCACCUGCUGCAGCCGCACCUUUUGCUCUGCAGUCAGAUGGAGUACCACAGAUCCGACGGGAAUCCACCGCGAAUCGUCCAGCUCGCGCGAUCAAGCCUCCACCCGCCAAAGAACUCACCUACGCGAAGCCGAAGAGAAAGGAGCAUCAGCUAGAAUUGAAGUUUUGUGAUUUCGCCCUCAAGGAGAUUCGUAGCGGGCGAUACUCCCAUUGCAAUACGGUAUUCCUCACGCCCGUGGACCCAGUCGCCCUCAACAUUCCGCACUAUCGCCAAGUUGUGAAGCACCCAAUGGACCUGGGCACCAUGACCCAGAAGCUGAAGCAAGGCCAGUACGCGAAGGCGUCGGAAGUUAAGAGGGAUUUCGACCUCAUGAUCCAAAACUGCCUUGCGUUCAACCCCACGGGUAAUGUGGUGAGGGACAUGGGCAUCUCGCUUCAGCGUGAGUUUGAAGCCUUGUGGAGAGGAAAGGAGAAGUGGGAGAAGAGCAUGAGGUCGACUCAGAAUGGCAACUCAUCUGUCGAUGAAGAUGAGAGUGGGGACGACGAAGACGAGGAGGAUGAGGAGGAGGAAGCUCCUGCCCCCAACGCUCAAACGAUUGCCGCUCUCCAAAAGCAACUCGUGGACAUGCAGAAUGCUCUUGCCGGCCUUCACAAGGCUCCCAAAGCCAAAAAGGCCAAGGCUGCGAAGACAGCGCACAAGAAGAGCGGAGGCACGGCAGCUCCCAAGCAAAAGGCAGCACCGCCCAAGCCCAAAGCGAAGAAGGUCAAGAUCGUCUCAUACGAGGAGAAGCAGGAGAUUUCAGAGGCCGUCGGCAACAUGUCUGUUGCCCAGGUCGAGGAGCUCACUCGUAUCAUCACCACCAACUGCAAGAAGUAUGCUGAGCAGGAGGAGAUGGAGCUUGAGAUUGACGACCUCCCCAACGAUGUGCAGUACAUGCUUCUCCAGUAUGUACGCAGCAUUUUCGGCAACCCGAACAAGGCCGCUCGCGGCCCAUCACCUGAUGAGCUGGUCGAUGAGGAUGACGAGUUCGAGCCCGAGCGUGUCAACAAGCGCGCUGGUGGGAAUGGAGCUGCCAAGCGCAAGAAGCACAAGCCCAUGGGUAAGGAGGAACAGCAGAUGGCGAUUGACAACAUUCAGAAGCAGCUUGCUCAAUUCGAAGGCGGCGGUGGUACCAUGCCCGCCUCGAACGGGUUCGGUGGAGCCGGCGAGACUUCUGGCGAUGAUGAGAGCGAGGAGAGCGAGGAAGAGUAA